This is a messenger RNA of Cynocephalus volans (Philippine flying lemur), 795 nucleotides long. Its product is annotated as chymotrypsinogen A-like. Gene Ontology annotation, biological process: proteolysis. Gene Ontology annotation, molecular function: serine-type endopeptidase activity. Bases 1 to 795 code for a protein of 264 amino acids. NCBI's taxonomy places the organism in Eukaryota, Metazoa, Chordata, Mammalia, Dermoptera, Cynocephalidae. The transcript is spliced from 7 exons. The record is from RefSeq and is a predicted model, not a curated record.
AUGGCCUUCCUCUGGCUCCUCUCCUGCUGGGCCCUCUUGGGCACUGCUCUCAGCUGCGGGGUCCCUGCCAUUACCCCCGUGGUGAGCGGCCUGUCCAGGAUCGUCAAUGGGGAGGAAGCUGUCCCUGGCUCCUGGCCCUGGCAGGUGUCCCUGCAGGACAAGACCGGCUUCCACUUCUGCGGGGGCUCCCUCAUCAGUGAACGCUGGGUGGUCACCGCUGCCCACUGCGGGGUCACGACAUCGGACCGCGUUGUGGCUGGGGUUUUUGACAAGAGCGCUACUAACGACAAGGAUGCCCAGGUCCUGAAGAUCUCUCAGGUUUUCAAGAACCCCAGUUACAACAGUGUUUCCAUCAACAACGACAUCACCCUGGUGAAGCUGUCCACGUCCGCAACCUUCAACGAAAAAGUGUCCGCUGUGUGCCUGCCCAGCGCCAGUGAUGACUUCCCCGCUGGGAAGCUGUGUGUCACCACAGGCUGGGGCUUGACCAACCCCAAAAACAGCAACACUCCUGACAGGCUGCAGCAGGCGGCCCUUCCCAUCGUGUCCAGCACCCAGUGCAAGAAGUCCUGGGGCUCGUCUGUUACCAGCAAGAUGAUCUGCGCCGGGGCCAACGGCGUCUCCUCCUGCAGUGGCGACUCUGGCGGCCCCCUUGUCUGCCAGAAGGAUGGAGCCUGGAACCUGGUGGGCAUCGUGUCCUGGGGCAGCAGCUCCUGCUCCACCUCCACCCCAGCUGUCUACGCCCGCGUCACCGAGCUCGUGUCCUGGGUGCAGCAGAUCCUGGCAGCCAACUGA